AUGGUCCGUUCCCAAGACGGAGAUGUUGACCCUUUCUUCGACCUAUUCUAUGACGAGGCCAGCUUUACCAUCAUGUUCCGUGCGCGGAUGUACGAGUCUCUGAUCACAGCUCUGUCAAUGAAAGUUGAAGGCAUUGCUGCCGACAAAAAGCGACUGGCACUCGAAGCGAGUUCAGACGUGAGAGCCAAUGGCAACUCGUAUCAUAACUACUACCUUUGGCUCUUCGAGAUUAAAGACGGCAAAAUAUCUGCGGCAAGGUUCUACCUCGACACGCUAUUCGCAAAGAAUGCAAUUGACUGGAUGGAAGAAUUGGCGACAGGAGGAAACAAGUGA
Messenger RNA from Cladophialophora bantiana CBS 173.52, 333 nucleotides. RefSeq lists its product as uncharacterized. The transcript is spliced from 2 exons. The record is from RefSeq and is a predicted model, not a curated record. The coding region runs from base 1 to 333 and encodes 110 amino acids. Lineage: Eukaryota; Fungi; Ascomycota; Eurotiomycetes; Chaetothyriales; Herpotrichiellaceae.